Molecule: messenger RNA, 507 nt
Organism: Chelonus insularis
Lineage: Eukaryota; Metazoa; Arthropoda; Insecta; Hymenoptera; Braconidae
Product: probable RNA-binding protein EIF1AD
Exons: 2
Coding region: 1-507 (168 amino acids)
Biological process (GO): translational initiation
Cellular component (GO): nucleus
Molecular function (GO): RNA binding; translation initiation factor activity
Source: RefSeq, a predicted model, not a curated record
AUGUCAAAGGCCACGAAGAGGAAACACGUUGCGAAGGAGUUACAAGAGGAUUUUAGUAUUCCAACAGAACAACAAUUCAUAGUUCAACUUGUCGACUCACGAGGCAAUAAUCUUCACGAAGUGAUUGACAGUUCUGGGGAGAAAUUUCUUGUCUCUAUGCCUGUUAAGUUUAGACGAAAUAUUUGGGUGAAAAGAGGUGACUUUGUUCUUGUUGAACCAAUCCCUGAAGGGGAUAAAGUUAAGGCUGAAAUCGCUAAGAUUCUUACUAAGGAACAUAUUAAAUUUUAUCGAUCUCAAAAGGUUUGGCCAAAGACAUUUGAAGACAAAGUUAAUAAAAACAAUCAAAUACUUCAAGGUAUAAAAGUAGAAGUAAAUAAAAAAAAACAUUCAUCUGAUGAUAGUGAUACUGAUGAUGAUGAAGAUUUAUUCGUAAAUACAAAUCGAAAUUUCGGACCAUUUAGUACUGGGAGGAAUGAACCUGAAGAUUCGAGUUCUGAUUCAGAUUAA